GUCUGCCAAAUCAGGCGUUGACCGGCCCGAAUCGCCAGACGCCGGCAAUCUGUUUCGUAGCUCGGGAGGCCAGGGUCUUUCCUGUCUGUCAUCUGUGCUCACAACUGCGUCGUGUCCCUUGUCGCAACUGUGGUCCGUCCGGCCUCUUAUCAGCCCUCGGGAGCGCGUCCAGAGAUUACAUUCGGCAGAAUUUCUCCCGGGCGUCCCCUAUCUUUACAAACACCGCUGCUGAUUCGGGUGUUUUGAAGCGGCGCUCGAAGUUUUGUUUCACUCCCCCCUUAGGCGACCGAUCGCGGGAGCCGGUUGUGAGCCUCGAGGAAAAACCUGCUCCACUGCUAAAGCUUCCUGAACAACCGAACACGCCCAAUCGUCGAAGGAAAGCAGCUGGCACGCAAUCAUGGCGAAAAUUCAGUGUGGACCUGUGGUGGACAUCCUGGGCGAUGAGAUGACGAGAGUCAUCUGGGACUUGAUCAAGGACAAGCUGAUCCUUCCUUUCUUAAAUGUGGAGCUGCACACCUACGACCUUGGUAUUGAAAACCGGGAUCGUACGGAUGACCAGGUCACCGUCGAUUGUGCACACGCCAUCCAAAAGUACAAGGUUGGCAUCAAAUGCGCUACCAUCACGCCCGACGAGAAGCGUGUCACCGAGUUCAAGCUCAAACAGAUGUGGCGAUCACCCAAUGGGACCAUCCGUAACAUCCUGGGCGGCACAGUCUUUCGCGAGGCCAUCAUCUGCAGCAACGUGCCUCGCCUUGUCACUGGAUGGACAAAGCCCAUCGUGAUCGGCCGUCACGCCUACGGGGACCAGUACAGGGCCACUGACUUUGUCGUUCCUGGGCCUGGCACCCUCGAGAUCAAGUUCACACCCAAUGCUGCAGGCGAGCCGCCACUGGCAUUCAAGGUGCACGAGUUUCAGAACACGGGAGGUGUGGCCAUGGCCAUGUUCAACACUGAUAAGUCUAUUAAAGACUUUGCACACAGUUCUUUCAAGUUUGCACUGCAGCGAGAGCUCCCACUAUACCUCAGUACCAAGAACACAAUCCUCAAGAAGUAUGAUGGCCGGUUCAAGGACAUCUUCCAGGAAAUUUACGAAAAGGAGUACAAGUCUGACUUCGAGAAGCGUGGCGUCUGGUACGAACACCGGCUCAUCGACGACAUGGUUGCCCAGGCCAUGAAGUCUGAGGGAGGUUUCGUGUGGGCCUGCAAGAACUAUGACGGCGACGUGCAGUCGGACGCUGUGGCACAAGGUUAUGGCUCCCUGGGCAUGAUGACGAGUGUCCUGGUGUGCCCUGAUGGCGAGACCCUGGAGGCCGAAGCUGCCCACGGCACUGUGACCCGCCACUACAGGAUGUACCAGAAGGGCCAGGAGACCUCCACCAACCCCAUUGCAUCCAUCUUUGCCUGGACCCGGGGGCUUGCCCACCGAGCCAAGCUGGACAGCAACAACGAGCUGGCUGUCUUCUGCAGCUCGCUAGAGGCCGUCUGCAUUGAAACCAUUGAGGCCGGCUACAUGACCAAGGAUCUGGCCAUUUGCAUCAAGGGCAUGUCUGGCGUCCAGCGCAGCGACUACCUCAACACAUUCGAGUUUCUUGACAAGCUUGCUGAUAACCUGAAGAAGAAGCUUGGCAAGUGACUAGGCCGCCUGUGAAGCUAUGGGGUGUUGGUUCCACCAUCUGCCACCUGACUGUCUGCUGCGAUCACGCUCGGGAGCAAAUGGACUAUACAAGCAGCGGAUCGCAAGCGAUCGUUCCAAAAGCCUGGUGACUAGAGAAGGCUGUUGCAUAACAUUACACAGUCCUACCUCUUGCUAAGAGAGCUGAAGCAGUACCGACAAAUUGAGCUAACUCGAAUCUGUCUGCUGCUGGAGGCAGAGAACUAGCACGUCAUAGUAAUAGGUGGGCCAAUCUGUUCCCCACCCCACCCCCCUUUUCGACGCUGAAAGUGAAGUGUAGACAGACUCUGUAAACGAAGCUUUCCCAGUGAAUUUGGAAAAAAUCAAUCCCUGUGACCUUGUAGUGGCAAAAGACUACAACAAUGACAGUCAUGCUUGUUCAUAAAAGACAUUUACAAAACUAAAGAAUCCAGGCUCGCAGUCAUGCCAAUUAUUACUGGUGUCCCAUUGAAUGUCUGCUCAAGUAGAGGUGCCAAUCAUAAAUGACUUGUGUAGAGAUUGACAUGAUUGUUUGGAGAUGCAAGCCAAGCUUGCAUGUGAGGCACAUUGCGACAUCUAUUCCAUAUGCUCCUGACGUGGUUUUGCAAGCUGUUGCAUUUCUUUUCUCUCUUUUCGAGAACAACUUCCGGUGGCCGUCUUUCACAGAACCCCCUCCUUUCUCCCGUGGUGCAUAGGACGUGAAACUCUGUAUACUACGCAAGAGAAAUAUAUUUUUACAUGAA
Dermacentor silvarum is the source of this 2394-nucleotide messenger RNA. Its product is annotated as isocitrate dehydrogenase [NADP] cytoplasmic. Gene Ontology annotation, biological process: isocitrate metabolic process. Gene Ontology annotation, molecular function: isocitrate dehydrogenase (NADP+) activity; magnesium ion binding; NAD binding. The coding region runs from base 398 to 1633 and encodes 411 amino acids. Lineage: Eukaryota; Metazoa; Arthropoda; Arachnida; Ixodida; Ixodidae. The record is from RefSeq and is a predicted model, not a curated record. The transcript has 10 exons. Gene Ontology annotation, cellular component: mitochondrion; cytosol; peroxisome.